GCAAGUGAUAAUGUCAAAAAUGUAAUAAACAGUCGGGAAAAGUAGGCCAUGGCGUACGUUAGCUUAUGUGGUAUUUCAUUUUACAGCGUCAAAUAAACCGCUAUUGUGUUUCUUUCAACCGAUAUCGCCAUGGAAUUAGUGGACAUUGAAGAAUGUCAACCCGAGGGAACGGCGGCCGGUCGGAAGAAGAGUUUAUGGGCAAAAAUUAAUAAUAGGACAACGUAUAGCUAUUUAAUUAAUAUUGUUAUUUCUAUUUUGUUACUUACGUGUUUAGUGCUAGUGCUGUACUUCUUCAAAGAGUACCUAAAGACAAUUUUAUAUUGGGUGGAUUUGCAAGACCCUAGGAUCAUAUUUUUAUUGUUUAUGGGAUUGUUUUUGAUCGUGAGCUUCCCGGUGACGAUCGGGUAUUUAGUGUUGAUAAUAACAAGUGGAUAUUUGUUUGGGAUUGUGAAGGGACUCGGUACGGUGGUUGUGAGUGCGAACUUUGGAGUGGCGGUGGCUCAUUUUACGCUCAAAAUGCUCCGAGGAUAUCUUCCCUUGGGCCGUCUUCUUAAGAACGAAACGGCCCGAGCGUUGCUCAAAGUGAUAUCUGGACCACAGGCAUUUAAAAUAGUUUUCUUCGCCAGACUAACACCUAUACCUUUUGGUGUGCAGAAUACAAUAUUUGCAGUGAGCGAGGUGGGCGGGUGCAGCUACCAUGUUGCGACGCUGCUGGGUCUGCUGCCGGCGCAGGCCAUCAAUGUGUACCUCGGCUCAACGCUGCGUUCAAUGCACGAUGUUCUUCACGAGUCGCAUCUCACCGGAUACAUCGUCUUUGCAUUUCAGAUACUUAUCGGGAUAACGCUGAUGGUGUGGGUUGUGCAGAAAGCCCGCAAAGAAUUGACCAUCGCGAUAAUGGCGGCGGAACUCGGACGAGACACGCUGUCGAGUUCCAGCAGUUCCUCUAUCAGCUAGCCCUCGGCCCGGGGCACGGAACUCGACAGUACCUCGGAGAGGACCAGCUAGUGCACGGCCCCCGGGUGCCUCGCCACCUGCUAUAAUGAAACCUACGUAUGAAGUGAUCAGGUUCACUUUCCUGUGAUAUUAAGUUUACGUACCUCUAAGAGGAUUAACUGACUCGACUGACAGAUGUCGGUUGCCAGCUGUCAACGAUGACAGCUCCGGUUGUCAGAAUGUGUCACUCGUUCGGAAACGUGCAUUUAUUUAUUGUAGAUAUAUUCAUUUCGUAAUUGAUGAAGAUUUUAAUGUGUUCCAGAUUAUUGUAAUUGGAUGAGUUGUGAUGAUUAUAGAAUUAUUGACCAAAGUAUGAAAACGUAGUCAAGGUUACAGAUAAACUUACGUGUAUUAUAAGAAUUUGUUUUG
Molecule: messenger RNA, 1362 nt
Organism: Papilio machaon (common yellow swallowtail)
Lineage: Eukaryota; Metazoa; Arthropoda; Insecta; Lepidoptera; Papilionidae
Product: transmembrane protein 64
Exons: 3
Coding region: 130-954 (274 amino acids)
Source: RefSeq, a predicted model, not a curated record